GCGAUUGCAACUCGCACGAGUUAACACCCGGAGGCCAUAUCAAUUGCUAUAGCUUGAUACACCAACAUUGAAAAUGUUCCUUUCUCAUUACCAACAUAUCAUGGCUUCUGUGGUGAUCCUAUGUUUUGCAUCCGUUCUACUUUUCAUACAAGCAAAACCCUGCAAUGAUAACCAGAACUGCAAUAGCUGUGACGACACUGGUUUCUGCACAUCAAAGUGUCACCCUCGGUAUUUCGACAAGAGAUGCAAAUCUAAGUGCAACAGUGGCUGCAGAAAUAGAUUGUGUGAACUACACACAGACGGUGGCAUCGAGGUAUGCACCAAUGGCUGUAUUUCAGGAUUCCAAGGUCCAAGGUGCAACAUACCAUGUGAUGAGAAUUGGAGACAGUGUACAGAAUGCAAAGGAGGGUGUGUCGGCAAGUACUGCCAGCUGAAUUCAUCCUGUGUUUCUGGAUGCGUCGACUCCUACUAUGGCCUUGACUGCAAGAACUGUUCUGAACAAUGUAAAUCGUGCAAUAGAAUCACUGGAAUAUGUGACCAGUGUCAUUCGCCAUACACUGGUCCCAACUGUGAGAUAUCAUGUGAGAAUUGUAAAGGAACAUGCAAGGCCGGAUGCGAAGAAGGCUGUAAUCGCGGAUUUUAUGGUCACUGGUGUGAAAAGGUGUGCAGUGAAAAUUGCCUCGCUGGCCCUGGCGCAUGUGACAUAAAGGCUUCAAACAAUUGUAUUCCCGAAUGUGGCAACAUGACAGGAUUCUGUAUUCAUAGCUGUAAUGGCGGGUGGUAUGGAGCCAACUGCUCAACUCAAUGUAACCCAAGGUGUGUAAAUAUGUCCUGCACUGGUACAGGGGCGUGUGUAGCUGGCUGUGCACCAGGAUAUGCUGGUUCAGACUGUUCAUGCUUUGAAAACUGCAACGAGCACAUUUGUUUCUCUGAGAACGGAACCUGUGAGAAAGGGUGUGAUAAUGGCUAUUACGGUGCAUUUUGUAACACCAGCUGUGAGGUUUGCAUUAAUGGGAUUUGUGAGCAGGAGUCUGGAACCUGCACCAAAGGAUGCAACAUUACUGAUCAAAGAUGCAAGUCUACCUGUUCAGGUGACUGUCCCAUAGAUACCUGCGUCAAGGAAAUUACAUGUGAGCCUUCCUCUCAGAGCCUUCCACUGAUCAUUAUCGGAACAUCAUCAGCGUGUUGCCUGGUUGGCAUCAUGGUAGCUGUAUGCAUUGGAUGCUACGAACGCACCAAAAGGCAAAAAACAGAUGACAAAGAAGAGGAAUAUCCAGCGGGACAACCGGAAGCACACCAGUACGAGCUGAUAGAUAUUGAUCCUGAUAAGAACGAAACAGGCCCUGUGAUAGUUUUCCUUUAGUGUAGGAUCACGCUCCAUUAUCUCCAACCACACCACUCAGCACAACAUAACACAACACAACACAACACAACAA
This is a messenger RNA of Haliotis rufescens (red abalone), 1436 nucleotides long. RefSeq names its product cell death abnormality protein 1-like. The transcript has 5 exons. NCBI's taxonomy places the organism in Eukaryota, Metazoa, Mollusca, Gastropoda, Lepetellida, Haliotidae. The record is from RefSeq and is a predicted model, not a curated record. The coding region runs from base 74 to 1363 and encodes 429 amino acids.